AUGAAGAUGAAACUGAUGGACCGGGAGAAGGGUCUGGAGCUCUUCGGGAAGUUCAUACGCACGAAGAAUGUGGACAGCCUUCAGGGUGAGCACGGGAAGGGUGGACCGGAGCCGUUGCAUCCGACCGAGUCGAAGCAGAAAUUACAGAAGUGCCUGACGACUCUGGACCUGACGUCCUUGGGGGUUGGCUCCUGCGUCGGGACAGGGAUGUACCUUGUCGCGGGGAUGGUGGCGCGCAGUGUCGCCGGGCCAGGCGUCGUCAUCUCGUUCAUUAUUGCGGCCAUUGCUUCUAUUUUUUCUGGAGCAUGUUACGCCGAGUUCGGAGUACGAGUGCCUCACACGACUGGGAGCGCGUACAUGUACAGUUACGUGACCGUGGGGGAAUUAAUAGCAUUCAUUAUCGGAUGGAACAUGGUUCUCGAGUACCUUAUUGGCACGAGCGCGUGUGCCUGCGCCCUUAGCGCCUGCCUGGACGCCCUGUCCGAGGGCGCCGUUUCCAGCGCGAUCGCGAACAGCGUGGGAACCAUAUUCGGUCGACCGCCCGAUUUCCUAGCGUUCGUCAUCACCAUACUGAUGAUGCUGCUGAUGGCCGCGGGCGUCAAGAAAUCCCUGGUGUUCAAUAACGUUUUGAACGCCAUCAACCUGUCCGUGUGGGUGUUCAUCAUGGCGGCAGGGAUGUUCUACGUGAACGGCAGCAAUUGGUCCGAGCACGAAGGCUUCCGUCCCUACGGCUGGAGUGGUGUGUUCACCGGUGCGGCGACGUGUUUUUACGCGUUCAUCGGGUUCGAUAUUAUAGCAACCACCGGCGAAGAGGCGACCAACCCGAAGAGGAGCAUCCCCCUCGCAAUAGUCUCGUCGUUGAUCAUAAUUCUCAUCGCCUACGUCACGAGCAGCAUGGUGCUGACGUUGAUUGUUCCGUACGACGAGAUAGACCAGGACUCAGCCCUGGUGGAGAUGUUCGGCCAGGUCGGAGCAUAUAAGUGCAAGUACAUCGUCGCUGUUGGUGCACUGGCUGGAUUGACGGUCUCCAUGUUUGGCAGCAUGUUCCCUAUGCCUAGGAUAGUCUACGCCAUGGCUCAGGAUGGCCUCAUAUUCAGGAGUCUGAGCCAAGUGUGGCCAACAACAGGCACCCCAGCUCUAGCGACACUGACCUCUGGUGUCUGUGCAGCGAUGGCUGCCCUCUUGAUCCAAUUGGAGGUCCUAGUAGAGAUGAUGUCCAUCGGUACACUGCUGGCCUACACUCUGGUGUCCACCUGCGUGCUGAUCCUCCGCUACCAGCCCCACUCGACGAACCUGGUGGAGCUGCUGCCUCAGAGUCUGAGGACACCGUGUCGAUCACCGACUAAAGAGACCCAGGGAAACGGUCAGGUGUCCUAUGGGAAAGAUCUGAGACCAGAUCAGCUGUCCACAGCUUUGAAUACCGUUCAGACCUCUGGAUCAGAACUGACAACGACUAGUAACGGUCAACGUAUCAUGGUGAGACGAGUUAGGAGAUGUAACAGUUCCUCACCAGACUCUGACGACACUUACGGAGCAGAGGAGGACGAGGUGGGUUUGGGCAAGGAUGAUCAAUACCUCGUUAGCGAUAGAACCGAGAAUAAAUUCUACGGUAGUGUACACGCGGCUGCGGCUGCCUCCACAUGCGGCAGCGCUCAUCAGUACCCUGGAAACACGCCGAUUAUAGGGCCGCCAUUGAAUUACCUUCAACGUCGACUACAGGCGGCACAAUAUCUGUGCCCUGCUAUCUUCCCAUGGGUGGACCGAGGUCCAGCUACAGAAGCCUCUGGACGAUACGUGAUGAAGCUGGUUGGGAUUCUCUAUCUGCUCAUACUGAUCUUCGAUCUGAUCGUCGUUUGCGGCAUGGGGAAUAUGGGAACGUUCACCACGCUGAUGCUGUUUCUCUUCCUCUUCGCCAUCAUUGGGGUGCUACUCGCCAUCAGUAGAAAGCCACAAAACAGGAACAGCAUGAUGUUCAUGACCCCAGGGCUACCGUUCGUCCCUGCGAUCGCUGUCACCGUGAACAUAUACCUCAUCUUCAAGCUGAGCAUCCUGACGCUGAUCAGAUUCACCGUGUGGAUGAUACUCGGUUUCCUCAUGUACUUCUACUACGGCAUAAAGCACAGCAGCCUCGAGGAGGGCAACACGUCCGAGAACCUAGACGAGAACUCCGCAGCCGGAAACAUCGAGCUGACAGUGACGGAUUCGCAGCGACAGCAACAGGGGCAUCACCAGCCGUCGUACGCGACUUCUGACCGCAGUAUCUACGAGGGCCAGCAAUUGGACGCGUUCGGGCAGCCGGUGUUUAGCACGAGCUUCGGUGGUACACCGAGCCAAAGGCCGGACACGUCCGGUGGCCAGUCGUUGUUUUAUUGCGCAAGCCUGACCGGCGUCGAAUGUUCACCGGCGAAAGAAAAGAAAAAAAAAACUGACCCUAUGGGAGCUCGCGGUUUGGGCACUUGGACUAAGUAG
Dufourea novaeangliae is the source of this 2469-nucleotide messenger RNA. Its product is annotated as probable cationic amino acid transporter. Gene Ontology annotation, cellular component: plasma membrane. The transcript is spliced from 13 exons. Gene Ontology annotation, biological process: transmembrane transport; amino acid transport. NCBI's taxonomy places the organism in Eukaryota, Metazoa, Arthropoda, Insecta, Hymenoptera, Halictidae. Gene Ontology annotation, molecular function: amino acid transmembrane transporter activity. Bases 1 to 2469 code for a protein of 822 amino acids. The record is from RefSeq and is a predicted model, not a curated record.